GUCCCGGAUCCCACACCACCCCUGCCGCGGCCCCAUUUUCACCAUAAAUACCCACAAACCCUCCCUUUCGUUUGCGGCGCUCCAGAACUUCCCAAAUUGUCCAUCGCUCAAGCAAUCUGUGCAAGGUACGAUGUCCGGCCGCGGGAAGGGAGGCAAAGGAUUGGGAAAGGGUGGCGCAAAGCGGCAUCGCAAGGUCCUCCGGGAUAACAUCCAGGGGAUCACGAAGCCAGCGAUCCGGCGUUUGGCGAGGCGGGGUGGGGUGAAGCGGAUCAGUGGCUUGAUCUACGAGGAGACCAGGGGUGUUCUCAAGAUCUUCUUGGAGAAUGUGAUCCGGGACGCCGUCACCUACACCGAGCACGCCCGCCGGAAGACUGUCACCGCCAUGGACGUCGUCUACGCCCUCAAGAGGCAGGGCCGGACACUCUAUGGAUUCGGUGGUUAGGACUUCUAUUCUAUGAAAAGUCUUGCUGUCAAGAAAAUGGCCAACAAGCAGAUUAAAAAAAAAGUUGAGAACUUUGGUAGGGUUUCUGUCGUAGGUGUCGUCUGUCGGUGUUGUCUUUUUAUUCUAUGUUGUUCUUUUCAUGGUUACUGGAAGGAACUCCGUUUGUAAAUCUUAGUGUAUCUUUUCAUCCAUGAAUGCAGUGCUUCAUUAUUCUCUCAAUCA
Molecule: messenger RNA, 664 nt
Organism: Elaeis guineensis (African oil palm)
Lineage: Eukaryota; Viridiplantae; Streptophyta; Magnoliopsida; Arecales; Arecaceae
Product: histone H4
Cellular component (GO): nucleosome
Molecular function (GO): protein heterodimerization activity; structural constituent of chromatin; DNA binding
Source: RefSeq, a predicted model, not a curated record